Molecule: messenger RNA, 543 nt
Organism: Arctia plantaginis
Lineage: Eukaryota; Metazoa; Arthropoda; Insecta; Lepidoptera; Erebidae
Source: the annotation of a GenBank genome assembly
AUGAUUUCUCAAGUAACCAUCGUCUGUCUACUGGUAGUGAGUGCUCAGGCAUAUGUUGCCGUGUCUCACCAAUCCCGGGUUGACCACCAUGGACAUUACGGCCACCACCACCGUCACGAUCAUGUGAUACACCAUCAUUAUGACAAACACCAUCACCAUGAUGGUCACGAUGAUCAUCACGAUGAUGACCAUCAUCAUCACGAUGAUCACCAUAAUGAUGAUCACCAUCAUGAUGAACAUCAUAAUGAUGAUCACCAUCACGAUGAACAUCAUCACGAUGAACAUCAUCACGAUGAACAUCAUCAAGAUGAACAUCAUCACGAUGAUCAUCACCACGGUGGGCAUGAUGAUCACCAUCACGAUUACCACCACCACUACCCUGAGUACCAGUUUGAAUACUCAGUGAAAGAUGACCACACACAUGACUACAAAUCGCAACAUGAAGAGCGCAAAGGAGACCACGUGUCUGGCUUUUACAGUCUUGUAGAACCCGAUGGCAAUGAGCGCACUGUUCAUUAUAAGGCCGAUGACCACCAUGGGUAA